Messenger RNA from Knipowitschia caucasica, 306 nucleotides. NCBI's taxonomy places the organism in Eukaryota, Metazoa, Chordata, Actinopteri, Gobiiformes, Gobiidae. The record is from the annotation of a GenBank genome assembly.
AUGUUACUGGCUUGGGACUGGCACAACGAUCAGCGUGAGCGUGGUUCUGUGAGGGGGGCGGACGCACACAUCCGCUCGCCUCCAUUGACGUCACUCCGGUAUCACAUGAACGAGCGGGGACCAACCGGCGCUGCGGCCACAGUGCGCUGCUCACGGACACAGCCACAGACACAGACACCGCAGGAUCGACCCGACACCCGAGGACCAGGGCACAGCGGAGCGAGCGGGGACAUCUCCCUCUGCGGCCUUUUCACGUCCUUCCUCGCCGCGUCUCCCUCCGCUUGUCUCGGAUUGCAGCAGCCGUAG